UCCAACUACUGGGACUUAUGGCAGGUCAACAGGGGGAACCAACUACAAAAACAUUGUUCUUUCUGGUCGGAUUGUCACAGGAAGCAGCCCUUUCACCAGCCUCACAUGGCGUAGUGCCGCAGUUGCUGGCACUAUAUACGGAGGCCGUGCUUAUAUCCAGAAGCAUCCUCAUGAGAGAAAGUUGCCUCCUAUCUGCACCAAUAGUAAAGAGAAGAGCCCAGAAGGAAGAGCCUAUGGUUACUUUAUCUGCCCCCGGGAGCAUGAACCGGAUGAUUACGUGUAUUGUUGCGGUGCUGAGUACAGAGAGUACUGUUGUAACAAGACCACGGCACAGAUCUUUUUCUCGUAC
Candidula unifasciata is the source of this 349-nucleotide messenger RNA. Lineage: Eukaryota; Metazoa; Mollusca; Gastropoda; Stylommatophora; Geomitridae. The record is from the annotation of a GenBank genome assembly.